CUCGCAAACACCAACCAUGGCCAAGAUGGUUCUAAUUUGCCGUAUGAUUAUAUUAUCAUUGGUUCAGGUAUUUCUGGGACCAUGAUUGCUUACAAUUUGCUCAAAAAAUUUCCUAAGCGCCGCAUAAUGAUGCUCGAGGCGCGCGAGAUAUGCAGCGGAGCAACAGGUCGCAACGGAGGUCACACAAAAGCGGCAAGCUACCGGUCGUAUCUUCAGCACACCGAAGAGUCAGGGAAAGAGGAAGCGCUGAAGGUCGCGAGGUUGGAAUACGACACCAUUAUCGAGACACACCGCCUGGCGGAAGAGCUGAAGAUCGAUUGUGAGAACGAGUUGUGUAAAACUGUGGAUAUCGUCUACGACAAGUCUACUUUUGAGCUUGGAAAGAUAGCCGUCCAUGCCUUACGCGCGGAUGCAAAAGAUGAGGAGAAGGCCGAAGGCAAGAUGGCCUGGUACAACAUCCGGGAGAACGUUGAGACUAUUAGCAAGCACUUCCGAAUUAGUGCUAAGAACGAGAAUCCCGUCAUUGAAGAUGAUGAGACAGUAGCUGGCUCAUUCGAGUAUACUGCAGGAAGGUUAAACGCGUACCGAUUCACCACAGGCGUACUGACUGAGUGUGUCAACAUGGGCCUGCGAAUAUGCACGAACACACCGGUGCUCGAAAUCAAGCCUGGAAUGGAUGCGUCUAACUUCAUGUGGGAUGUGGUCACCUCCGAGGGUUGUGGCGCCUUUUUGGCGCUCAGUGUGAUUCUUGCUACGAAUGGAUACACGCCUCUGCUCGAGAAAUCGCUCCAAGGAAAGAUCGUACCGAUGCGCGGUCAGAUCAUAGCGCAGAAACCUGGAACGAAAACAGCAUUACCGACGCCACUGCCAACAACCUUCUCCUUCAUCUACAAGAAUGGGUACGAAUACAUGAUUCCCCGACCACUUCCAGACGGAGGCCAGGAUAUCGUCAUCGGUGGCGGCCUCGGCCGUCUGCCUCAGGCUGGGGCAAGUGAGUUUGGCACUGUCGACGACGGCUCGCUCAAUCCUGAGAUAUCAAAGUAUCUCCAAUGCAGUCUUGUUGGGUUCUUCGGCGCCAAAAACUGGGGUGAGACCAGUGGCGAGGAAGCUCCAGACCAGAUUGUCCAAGAAUGGACCGGCAUUAUGGGCGUAACAGCCGACGGAAGACCGUUCGUGGGCAAAGUACCAGGAAAUAUGGACUCUAAGUGUCUUCCCGAGAGGAACGGCAUCGAACGGGAAGUACCCCUAAGGAAUCUGUGGAUAUCUGCAGGCUUCAACGGACAUGGCAUGGUGUUGUGCUUGAAGUCGGCAGAAGCACUUGUGAAGAUGAUCGAGAAUGAUGGGCCAGGACGGGUCAACGAUGGACCGGUAGAUAUGAGGGAUUUGGAUUGGUUUCCGAGAAGUUUCCUCAUCACCGAAGAGAGGCUCGCCCAGUGCCAGUUCAGAGGACGGACUGAUCUUCUGCCACAGGACUGAUUGGUGGAGAACUCAUAUAUAGCCUACAUGUUCCAUUCGUUGACCAUGUCUUCUCCUGUCAAUCCAGCGAGA
Molecule: messenger RNA, 1548 nt
Organism: Didymella exigua CBS 183.55
Lineage: Eukaryota; Fungi; Ascomycota; Dothideomycetes; Pleosporales; Didymellaceae
Product: FAD dependent oxidoreductase
Exons: 1
Coding region: 82-1476 (464 amino acids)
Cellular component (GO): cytoplasm
Molecular function (GO): oxidoreductase activity
Source: RefSeq, a predicted model, not a curated record